Molecule: messenger RNA, 3606 nt
Organism: Sphaerodactylus townsendi
Lineage: Eukaryota; Metazoa; Chordata; Lepidosauria; Squamata; Sphaerodactylidae
Exons: 4
Coding region: 231-2726 (831 amino acids)
Cellular component (GO): membrane
Molecular function (GO): GTP binding; GTPase activity
Source: RefSeq, a predicted model, not a curated record
UCUGAACAAACAAAAGCUGCUUUCGCUUUUGCAGCCUGGAAGACGACUUUGGCUCUUCUUUAUCAGAGAACCCAGCAAAGACCAGAGGAGUUUUUAAAGCGGAAAAGGAGACUCUUGCACGACAGCCAAUCACCCAAAUCCACAUGGUGAAUUUACAGGCUCUGUGGAUUCUUCAGCCCCUCAAAGCCCACUUGGAUCAGGAAUGAUCAACUGACUUAUCGGAAAGAGCCAUGGGUGGUAAAAACUCAACUCAACAAGGGCUGAAUGUUAAUGAAAAAAACACACUUGACAUUGCUGUCACAGGGGUGCAGGGUGCCGGUAAAUCAUCCCUUGUCAAUGCCCUGCGAGGUGUCUCAGAUUUUGAUGAAGAUGCAGCUGAAACUGGUGUGAAACAACCUACAUUUCAGCCAGUGGGUUACCCACAUCUUGCCUUUCCAGAUGUGACAAUAUGGGUCCUACCAGGAAUUGGGGCGCCUGAUUUUAAACUAGAGGAAUAUCUACAAAACGUAAAUUACAGCCAGUAUGAUUUCUUCAUAAUUGUUGCUUCUGAUCGUUUCACUGUCUAUGACAUCCAGCUGUCCCACGCAAUUCAGAAAAUGAAGAAGCCGUUCUAUUAUGUGCACUCCAAAAUGGAUGCCAGAAUGAAGACUGAAAAACUAAAUCCAGGCUUCAGUGAGGAAGCAACCCUUCAGCGAGUUAGGAAAUAUUGCCUUGAUAACUUAGUGGAGGCUGGUAUUGUUCCUUUGCAGGCUUUCCUCAUCUCUAGUUGGUACCCAGAUAAGUAUGAUUUCCCCCUCCUGCAAAGGUCUUUACAGAAUAAAAUUGAAGAACUCAGGAAGUGUAUCUUAAGACCAGCUGCUCUGCAAGAUUCUGAAAACAGAAGCCAUGACAGAUCAGCCCAUCAAAGUCUGAAUGUGCUGAACAUCGCUGUCACAGGGGUAUCAGGUGCUGGUAAAUCAUCCUUUGUCAACUCCCUGAGAGGGCUGACGGAUUUUGCCGAGGAUGCUGCACCAACUGAUGUAAUAGAGAGAACAAAAGAGCCGAAGGGUUAUCCACACCCCACCUUUCCACAUGUAACAAUAUGGGACCUACCAGGGAUUGGGACACCUACGUUUAAAGCAGAGGACUAUCUAAAAAAGGUAAAUUACAGCCAAUAUAAUUUCUUCAUCAUUGUGGCUUCAAAUCACUUCACUGAACAUGACGUCCAGCUGUCCUGUGCAGUUCAGAAAAUGGGGAAGCGGUUCUACUACUUGCGCUCCCAGAUGGAUGUCAGCAUUAAGAAUGAAAAAAUAAAACCCAACUUCAGUGAGGAAACAGCCCUUCAAAAAAUCAGGAAAUAUUGUCUUGAUAAUUUGGCGCAGGCUGGCAUUUCUUCAACACAGGUUUUCCUCAUCUCCAGUUGCUAUCGAGACAAGUAUGAUUUCCCCCACCUGCGACGGGUCUUAGAGAAUGAAAUGGAGGACUUUGAGAAACGUGCUUCAGCAGUGGAAGAGGAGAAUCGUGAGAGCUCAAUGGUACGAUUUCCAAGAAUUGGAAUUCACUAUUUCCUCGCAAAAGUAGCCUUCGUAUCAGACCUUGUGAAGCUGAAAGUCUGGAUGGCACAAAAAAGUGUUGAAGAGGUAAAAGCUGAAAUGUGUCAAGAAUUGGAAUCAUUAGAAAAUACGAAGCUUAAUAUUGCAGUCACAGGGGGUUCAGGUACUGGCAAAUCAUCCUUUGUCAACGCCCUGCGAGGCAUGACCGAUUAUGAUGCUGGUGCAGCCAAGACGGGAUCAGUGGAAACAACCAUGAAUACUAAUGAAUAUCCUCAUCCUUUAUUUCCAAAUGUAACUUUAUGGGAUCUACCAGGUGUUGGGACAAAGAAAUUUCAACCAAAGGACUACCUAGAGACGGUAAAUUUUAGCAAGUAUGAUUUCUUCAUAAUAGUUUCCUCAGAACGCUUCACUGUGAAUGACGCCAUGCUGGCCGAAGAAAUUCAGAAAAGGGAGAAAAAGUUUUACUUUGUGCGUUCCAAAAUGGAUGUCAGCAUAGCUUCUGAAGCUAAGAACCCCAACUUCGAUAUGGACAAAACAAUUGAGGAGAUAAGGACCUACUGCUGUGAGCAUUUGAAAAAGGAAGGAGAGGAUCCUCCAAAGGUUUUUCUCAUCUCCAGGCAAGAUCUGAGCUCGUACGAUUUCCCACUCCUGCAAGAGACCUUCGAAAAUGACCUGGAUGACCUCAAGAGACAAACUUUUAUUGCAUCUCUGCCAGUGUUCUCAAAAAAAGUCCUAAAAAAGAAAAAGGCUGCUAUGGAAGACCUUAUAUGGAAAGUAGCCACCAAAUCUUGUAGCAUUGCAAUGAUUCCUCUCCCAGGACUCUCUCUUGUCUGUGAUCUUGACAUCUUGGUAUCAACCAUGAAAUUUUUCUGCCAGGUCUUUGGCUUAGAUGAGGAUUGCCUACAAAGAGUUGCAAAACUGGGGAAAAAAGAUUAUAAUGUGUUGAAAUCGGCUAUCAAAAAAUCACCAUUGUCUAGCGAGAUCACUCCAGAAUUUGUAAAGGGUCUCUUAGAGAAGUCACUGUUGUGUUCAACUGUGAAGACAGCCCAAAUAGUCUUGGAUUUUAUACCUCUGUUGGGCUAUCUGGCUGGUGGACCCAGUUCUUUUAUUACGACAUUCCACAUGCUGAAAAAGUUCCUGAGAGACCUGGUAGAAGAUGCUGAGAAUGUUCAAGCAAAAGCCGCUGAGCCUUGACCAUUACAAUAUCAUCUCACAAAGAUCCAAGUUUGGAAGGUGACUGUCCCAGCACAAAAUGUAUGAACUGUGCACUGAAGCAUGAGAAAAUAUGGUUUGAAUAUCUUCUCAGAUGCUUAUUUUUUUUCCCCUUGCAGACAUAAGAAGAGCAUUGCUGGAUAUAACCAGUGGUCCAUUAAGUCCAGUAUCCUGUUUCAUAUAGCAGCCAAUCAGUUGUUUUGGAGAGCCAACAAACAGGUCAAAUGUGCCAAGGGCCUUCUUGAGCUCCAGUCUCCGAGCACGGGGGCGGGGGAUGGAGGUGUUUCAGAGGAUUGCAGCCUCUGAAUAGAGAAGUUCCUUUCAGUCGCUAUGGCUGGUAGCCAUUGAUAGACUUCUUCUCCAUGACUCUGUCUAUCUGAUACCUGGACAGAAGAAUAUAACUGAGCACCCUCAUGUGAAAUAAAGAACAUUUCAUAUUUAGAUGGUUCCAGAGGGAGGUUUUUUCAAUGCCUGUUUGAUGUAUGUGUAGAAGCUACAUGAUCUUUGAACCAUCUUUUGCCACGUCAUACUCCAAGCUAGCCAGUAGCUCAUUCUUAUAAUAUUGUUUCCUUUCCUUCGCACAUCAGAUCUUAACCUGUGACAAGCCAUCAAUCACCUGUGGCAAGCAAAUAUAAAAAAAAAUAUUUUAUCUUUAUUUCUUCAACUGUUAUCCUUUGCAUUUCAUCAAUAAGACUAACAUCUUGUGCCCUUUCUUUAUGUUUUUAUAUCCCUUUCUUUAUGUUUUUAUAUCCCUUUCUUUAUGUUUUUAUAUAAUUUUCUUUAAUGUUUUAUAUGCCUUCAAUUAUGUAAACAUAACCUGAAAUUGUAUCUUUUUUUGUAUUUCUUCUUUGUUUAUUGUACA